CAGAUUUAUAUGGGGUAAACAUUAAGCAGAAAGUAGUAUGUCACAUCAAGCAACACGUCGCGCACCUGUUGUUGCGCCAACAAGCCUAGAAUGUCCAUUAGCUUCAUUAGGCCGUAACAGCAAUGCAGUUUUGGACUCGCUAACAGGUCAUCAUCCACCACCUUAUCAUCAUCCACUUAGUUCGAGUCCACUAGAUCCACAAAUAUAUCAAAUGUCACGGAAAUCACCUGAUUUGAGUAUUGACACAGAUGAUAUCAUAUACACUUCCUCAGUAUCACAGCAAGGCGAUACAGUGGAUGGUCUUAUAAAUGAAAUUACGAAUAUGGAAGAAGAUGCUGCAGCAGCGGCAGCGGCGGCACAACGUAAUCAUGUACUGCCUGAAAUGUAUCAACUCUCACGUAGUUCUUCGCACAGUUCACUAGAACAAGCUUUACCCGUCCCGCAUAAAGCAGCAACCUUCGAGUUGCGUGGACGACAUGGUUUUAGUGCCAACAAUGGCAUAUGCGCUGCAAUGUCUUCAGCAUCUGUGGGACGUAGUGCUCAUCAACAACGCUCAACACAAGCGCAGCAUAAGAACUUUUUAGCUUUGGAGCAUUUACUGCAAUACGGACGACAUGAACGCACGCCGAGUGCGUAUUUGUUGCCCGGCAAUAAUGCAGACACAGAAGACUCUAGUGAUGCUGCUGUUGGAGAUGUACGCAUACGUCGACAUCAAGGUGGACGUUGCAGUGUGCCCACUGUUUCCAGCAAUUGCGCACGUAAUAAUCAAUAUUAUUUAGAAAAUAAAAUGGAUGCUUUAUAUUUGAGAAGUGGUAUGCGUGGUUUACCUUUGGGUUCAGAAGCGAAUCACUUUCAAAAUGAACGCUACUAUUUAGAAGAUGGUCUACGGAAUAUGUGUGAUUAUAGUGGUAAUGAUAGAAUAACAGAAGGUCACUUAAUACAUCAUCGAGCUUCAAGUCCAAGCGAAACUAGUGGUUCGGAUCGUUAUUUAUUAAAUCGGACAAGUUCGCCUUCUAAUGCAUUUAGCUCCUCAAAUCAUUUGGAUCACUUUUCUAAUUCAAAUAAUACUACUUCAUCAUCAAAUUUAGCUUUGGAUCAACGUUUUCACCAUGGAAAAGUGAAAAGUCUCUCAGAUGGUCUUUGUAAUUUAGGACGCUUUUCACCUAGUCUAGACCAAGGUUAUGCAACUUUAGUCUCACCUUCACCAACAGGCCAUCAUCCAAAUACCAUAACCACACAUAGCAUAGUACACCAUCAACCGAAUGUAGCUUUAACUGCCGCAACAGCACGUAGACACUUAGAAGCAGGUCCACCGCCAUGGGGUAAAAAAGGUCCCUAUCGUUCUGGUCCACUAUUUGAUCGCUUGCCUGAUGAAGCUAUAAUUAAAAUAUUUAGUUGGUUCGAUAGUUGUGAAUUGUGUAAAGUAGCAAGAGCAUGUCGACGUUUCGAACAGCUAGCCUGGAAACCCAUACUUUGGAAAGUUAUUUCCCUGAAAGGUGAACACCUAAAUGGUGACAAAACACUUAAAAUGAUAUUUCGUAAACUAUGCGGACAAAGCCGAAAUGGUUCUUGCAUGGAAGUUGAACGCGUUUUACUUGCAGACGGCUGUAGAAUAUCAGAUAAAGGUCUACAACUGCUAACACGACGUUGUCCAGAAUUAACGCAUCUGCAAUUGCAAAUGUGUGGAUGUAUAUCAAAUCAAGCCAUGAUAGAUGUACUCACCAAAUGCACCAAUUUGCAGCACCUUGAUGUAACAGGUUGCAGUCAAGUAAAUAGCAUUAGUCCAAACCCUAACCUGGAGCCAACUCGUAGAUUGCUACUGCAAUAUUUAGACUUAACAGAUUGUAUAGCCAUUGAUGACGUGGGUCUUAAAAUAGUGGUAAAAAACUGUCCUCAGCUUAUAUAUUUGUAUCUAAGAAGAUGCAUACAAAUAACAGAUGCGGGUCUGAAGUAUGUGCCAAGUUUUUGUAUAGCUCUAAAAGAGCUGAGCGUAUCGGACUGUGUAAAUAUAACUGAUUUCGGUCUCUACGAACUAGCAAAAUUGGGCGCUGCGUUACGUUAUCUCUCUGUGGCGAAAUGUGAUAGAGUCUCCGAUGCGGGACUAAAAGUAAUAGCGAGACGUUGUUAUAAACUACGUUACUUGAAUGCACGAGGCUGUGAGGCAGUUAGCGACGAUUCCAUUACAGUGCUCGCCAGAUCAUGUCCACGUCUGCGUGCACUGGAUAUUGGUAAAUGCGAUGUUAGUGAUGCUGGUCUACGUGCAUUGGCGGAAAGCUGUCCCAAUCUGAAGAAGUUGAGUUUACGAAAUUGUGAUAUGAUAACUGAUCGUGGCGUACAAUGCAUCGCUUACUACUGCCGUGGUUUACAACAACUGAAUAUACAGGAUUGUCAGAUAUCAAUUGAAGGUUAUAGAGCAGUUAAAAAAUAUUGCAAACGUUGUAUAAUUGAGCACACAAAUCCAGGAUUUUGUUAAGAUUUAGAAAAGUUACUUAUUGAUACUGAUAAGAAAUAUUGUACAUUUUUUAAACUAGAAAAUUGAUUUUGAGAGGCAAUAGUUGAAACUUAAUUUGUAGUUAGUAUUUUUAUGAAAGGAAUUAGUUAAACGAUUUUUUAAUAUAAUUAUUAAAUAUAUUGGAGAUAUAAUGCGUAUAUGUGCAAAGUUCUUA
This is a messenger RNA of Teleopsis dalmanni, 2666 nucleotides long. It is a transcript of the gene Fbxl7, whose product is annotated as F-box/LRR-repeat protein 7. Gene Ontology annotation, molecular function: protein binding. The transcript has 4 exons. The coding region runs from base 38 to 2473 and encodes 811 amino acids. NCBI's taxonomy places the organism in Eukaryota, Metazoa, Arthropoda, Insecta, Diptera, Diopsidae. The record is from RefSeq and is a predicted model, not a curated record. Gene Ontology annotation, biological process: SCF-dependent proteasomal ubiquitin-dependent protein catabolic process. Gene Ontology annotation, cellular component: SCF ubiquitin ligase complex.